This is a messenger RNA of Triplophysa dalaica, 3261 nucleotides long. It is a transcript of the gene vopp1b, whose product is annotated as VOPP1 WW domain binding protein b. Gene Ontology annotation, cellular component: cytoplasmic vesicle membrane. NCBI's taxonomy places the organism in Eukaryota, Metazoa, Chordata, Actinopteri, Cypriniformes, Nemacheilidae. Bases 246 to 806 code for a protein of 186 amino acids. The transcript is spliced from 5 exons. The record is from RefSeq and is a predicted model, not a curated record.
ACUAGUGGAAAUCUGUUUCAUUGUUGCUCGGGGAUUUCGUAACGCAGACAUACAGGAGAGAGAACGGGAGAGUGGAGAAGCCCACAGAUGAGAUGCUGGCGCUCUUCCUAUAUCUCCGCACUGAGAGACACUCGACGCUCGCUAUCCACACAGAAAGAGCAUUUCUGCUGUGAAAAUAUAAGAUUAAAUGCUAUGAAACUGCCGUCCUGACACUAUUUAACAUCACUUUGUGCCUCGGUGCCAAAAUGCAGCGGAGGAUGGAGAGGCAUUCCGCGGGUGCGCUGCUGACGCUUUGCGUGAUUUUAGAGUGCAUAGAAGCAAAGAAGUAUUGCUGGUAUUUCGAAGGAGGAUAUCCAAUCUAUUUCAUAUGUCGCUCGUAUGAGGACUGCUGUGGGACACGCUGCUGUGUUCGAGCACUUUCCAUCCAGAGGCUCUGGUAUUUCUGGUUGUUACUGAUGAUGGGCGUGCUCUUCUGCUGCGGUGCGGGGUUUUUCAUUCGUAGACGAAUGUAUCCAUCUCCGAUCAGUGAGGACCCCACAUUUAACGUGUCUUUCACCCGACAUCCUGUAAGCACGCCAGUCUCCCAGCAACCAGGUAUGCAAGGCUACAUUGACCCCUGCGGUGCCAUGACAACAGCCUUCGGCCCUGCCCAUCCAGGUCAGCCCACCCCAGCCCACCUGAUGAGCUCCUACCCGCCUCCCCCCUCCUACUGCAGUCACCCGCCUCCCUCUUAUGAACAGGUCCUCAGGUCUGCAGAGAAGAAGAACCCCCAUGAAUCAUCGCAAACCAUAUGUGACGUGAACUAGAAAGCGCCACAUGGAAAUAAAUGGCUCGGAAAGACUCCAGUACCUUUAAAUGGGUCCCCAAAAAAUUAUUUUCCUUUAAAAUUGCUUUUUCAUGACGAAUCGUUGUUUUGCUCGCUUUACGUUUGUUGGAGGGCCUACAAAGUCCUGGCUGGAUGAAAUGCGUAGAAGAAAUGGACUUCUGCCUGACAGAGGUCGAAACAACCUGUCAGGAGUGGAGAAGUUCGGCCGCAGCCUUAGACUUUUUUUCUUUGAAACUGUGUGUAUUCUCAUCCCCAGCGUGUGUGAAGAUGUCGUUUGGCUUAAAGCGGACCUCGGUAGGAAGUCACAAUGUUUCACACGCUGAGAGACCAGAUGUAAGCAAUCCGUUGUCCUUCGGGAGAACAGGUGUUUCUGAAAAGGACAUGAGGUGCCAUGGAAAAUAAGCAGCGGAUUAAUUCAACAACAGUUAAGGGGCCCUGCAAUGUCAUGAACUUUUAAAACAGGGACUUGCAUACGGAGUUUGUCUUGCAUUUUAUCCCAUCGUCACCAUCACAUGGUCAUCACCAGUAGCCUAUAUUUAUUUUACCAAAUCUCUGGAAAGAAAAGUGGCUAUUGCUUUAUAAAAAUCAACAGUAAAUGGUUUAAUUGUGGAAGACCAUGUGGGGAAAAUUGUAAAGGACUAAUUUAUUUCUUAUGAGAUCCCAGAGAAACUCGAAAUAGAUGAUGAGCUCAUAAAGAGGGAGUCUGUUGAAGCUUGUAUUAACAGUGCACGAUAGGAGACAAAUUACUUCACAUCUUUGCUGUUCAUUUCAUCUAUAAUGCCUCUGUUUCACAGACAGGCAGCCAAACCGUAGAGAAUGAUUUUGGGUUAAACGUUUCGUUUCGUCAAGCACACGCUCUCUGUGAGUUUCUUGUGAAUUGCUUGAAUACGUUUGUACAAAUAUUGGAAUACAAUUUCCUUAGAAUAAUGUGCAGUUGAACAAUAAGGAUUCACCCCGAUGAGGAAUAUAUUCGUUAUUUGGAGGGAGUGAUGCAUUUAGUUCAAUAACUGUUUAAAACGGCUCCGGGCAGAUUCAUCCUAAUGAGAUCUAGCCAUCUUUCAGUAUCGCUUAAGGGACUACAUGUGCAUGCAAAUAGUUGCAUUUCGGCAUCGCUGGGUUGUUGAGUUAGAAGAAAUGCACAUACUUAAAUUGUUUAAAAUUACAAUAAAAUUGUAAAGCAGUCACACAGAUUUGCAAAGCAUUCCUUGUGCAAGAACGUGAGGUCUCGUAUGUGGUUUUUGGAACAUUUUGUGUGAAUCUCUUGUAAAGUUAUGCAUUUGUGGACGCAUGUGAAAAACGUGACUUUAAAGGAACAGUUCACCCAAAAAUGAACAUUCUGUCAUGAAUUACUCGCUCUCUAAUGGUUUAAAACAACUAUACAUUUCUUUGUUCGGUUGAACACAGAGAUAUUUGGAAUAAUGUUAGCAACUGACAUUUCUGGGGCUCCAUCGACUACCAUAGGAAAAAAUUAAAUGGUGCCCGGGAACCGUUUGCUUUCCUAAAUUCCUUAAAAUACCUGUCGUCUUUAUUUAAAUCUGUUUCAGAUGAAUUCAACAUAACACUGACUGCUGUAUUCUGUAUUCGUAAAGCUGAUUAAAGUGAUUCAUUUUCCUCCUACAAUGUAAAGAAACGGUAAUUUUACUGUUUUAUUUUACAUUAUAACAUUUUAAAUCACAGAAGUAGACGUGAGAAAUAAUAGCAAACAUUAGAAAUAAUAGCUAAUUUAAAUAUUCGGUAUGAAUUAACAUCUAAACAUGUACAUUUUAUUUUACAUAAAUGUUAUUUUAUGGCUAUUCUGUUACCCGAGCUGCUGGGAUAUUAACAUAUUUUUACAGCGUACACAUAAGAUGGCACACAAAAGGAUGAACUGUUCACAAAUUUAAUCAAGAAUCCUUUUUAAAGACCUACUAAACAUUAGGCGACCCUUAUCUGCAAGUCCUGCUAUAUUAUUUUGGAGAAAAACGGUGAAAGAGUUCUGAAGGUGUUGCUUUUUGUACUGUAGUUGUGGUUACCUUGUUAAUGGUUAAAACUGUAUCAUCUGCUUGAAGUUUAACUAUGCAAAGUACAGAGACGGUGUCCAUUUGCAACCGUAUAUGUUAGAAACUGUUAAAAUAGAUCAGUACUUUGUUUUAAUAUCAUGUAAUAAUUUUGAUCUGGCAUGGGUGGAGAGAUGGUUGAAAUAACAGUGUAGGUUUUAACACAAGACGCGGUGAAGGACAGCUGUGACAUUUCCGGCUGCUGUUGGAGUGACAAAUUGAUAAAUAUGCUGCACUAGAAAAAUCUGUGAGCUGCUACGGUGACAGAAAUGUAGGUAGAUAUGAGAGUAUUUUAAUGCACUGUUACCUACGCUGUCAUCGACACAUCAGCAGCCAUGCCAUAGUGAAACCUUUUAAUGUCAGAGGUUAAUGAAUUGUUCAUGAACUAUAAUAAUAAAG